Messenger RNA from Myxocyprinus asiaticus (Chinese sucker), 9167 nucleotides. RefSeq lists its product as uncharacterized. Gene Ontology annotation, molecular function: nucleic acid binding; zinc ion binding. The coding region runs from base 616 to 4614 and encodes 1332 amino acids. The transcript is spliced from 2 exons. Gene Ontology annotation, biological process: DNA integration. Lineage: Eukaryota; Metazoa; Chordata; Actinopteri; Cypriniformes; Catostomidae. The record is from RefSeq and is a predicted model, not a curated record.
AGAACUUUACCUGUAAUAGACCAGAUUAUAGAUGCAAAUAUCCCCACGACAACCAAACUCCUCAUGAGUACAUUUUGUUUUUCCAUUUUCACAGCUGAUCUCUAUCUCUGUCUUCUCAGAUCUGAGAAUACAUUUAAGGCUCUUUCAAGUUUGCCUUAAGUAGUAAAUAAAGAGGAACUGAAAUGUGGGGGGAUACAUCCUGUCCUUUGCAAGCACAUUUAUUUUUGUGAAUGAUUACUGUGGCAGCGGGGGCGUGGUCAAGCAUCUCUCCGGAGAGAGAAAGCGGUAAGGGCGCUUACUCCUGAGCUAAAUUAUGUCUAACACCUGUCUCUAAUUUCAGUGAGUACGGGGAGAGCGGCAUAAAGAGAGCGACACAACGCUCAGAGGACAGACUGGAUAUGACAGAGCUGAGCCAGGGUGACCAUUCCUGAAUAGUAGAAGUUGUUUGUAGAAGCAGUGUGUGUGUGUUAGUGUGGUUAGAGUGUACGGAAGUAACUAUAAAGUGUUGUCGAGGAAAAGGGGAAAUAAAAGCGUCACCUGGAAAAGGAAAAACUGCUUCUCGCGUCCUCUUUUACACUGGUGCCGAAACCCGGGAACUGAAGUUUUGGGUCGAAGAUGGAUGGAGGUCGUCCCGUAGAGUCCUCCCAGUUGGCGGAGAUCCUCCAAGCCCUCACCAGCCUACAUCGGAACCACCAACAAACGCUGCUUGAGCUCCGGCAAGAUCAAGACCGCUGGUUUGUCGAGCUCAUGCAUGCUCAAGCCGAGGACCGGCAGGCGAUCCGGAGCCUCCUCAGCCAGGGGGCAUCCUCAGCCGCGACCCCGGACACACCCACGCCGUUACCCCCGCCAGCAUUACAGAAAAUGGGGGCGGCGGACGACCCCGAGGCUUUCCUGGAUUUGUUUGAGCGGACCGCCGAGAUCUGGGGCUGGCCGCUCGGCCAAUGGGCAGCCCGACUGAUCCCACUACUGUCCGGGGAAGCCCAGCUCGCGGCUCAACAACUGCCAGUGUCGAGCCUCCUGGCCUACGGAGAUCUAAAAAAAGCCAUCUUGCAACGGGUUGGUCGCACUCCGGAGGAAAGUCGUCAACUCUUCCGGAGCUUGAAGUUGGAAAGCUCUGACCGCCCGUUUGCCUUUGCCCAGCGGCUCCGUGACGCCUGCCGAAGAUGGCUGUUAGCGGGGGAUCGCGACGUCCAGGGAAUUAUCGACCAGGUGGUACUGGAACAGUUCAUAGUUCGACUGCCAAAAGGAACGGCGGAGUGGGUCCAGUGCCACCGCCCGGCAUCGUUGGAGGAAGCUAUCCGACUUGCGGAGGACCACAUGGCGGCUAUCCCGAGGACAGAAGAUCCCUCCUACCUUCUCUCUCCUCCCUCUGUUUCUUCCCCCUCCCUUCUCUUUCUCUCGUCUGCUCUCUCUCCAGGUCCCGUUCCUGCCCCACGCAGACGAGGAGGAACCCAGCCCCUGAGACCAGUUCCCCGGGUGUGGGAGGCGACACCUUCCCCUACUCCAGUGCCCCGCCACUCUCCCCCUCAGGGGGGGGCGCCCGCCGACGCAAGUGCGGGCGUGGCACCUGGGCCGGCCUGCUGGAGGUGCGGAGACCCGAGCCACUUCCGAGAUCAGUGCCCUCUGAUGGAGCUGGGGACGGUGGUGCGGGUCUCUGACCUCCCACAGGCUGCCCCCGACCGGGCCGGAGCGUACCGGAUAUCGGUAAGUAUCAAGGGGGGUACUCACCAAGCGUUGGUGGAUACUGGGUGUAAUCAAACCACUAUCCACCAACGCCUGGUUCAACCCGAGGCAUUGGUCACAUCCAAAACGGUGAAGGUGAAGUGUGUACACGGGGAUAUUCACAAGUAUCCAGUGGUGACCCUGACAAUUAAAUUUAGGGGGAAAAAGCAUAGAGUGGAGGCUGCGGUUAGUUCCCGCCUCACCCAUCCGCUGAUUUUGGGGACUGAUUGGCCUGAUUUUAAAGCUUUAUUAAAGGGAAUUUGUGUGGAUGGGUCCUGUGUGAGAAUAGGGAGAUGUGUGAUGUGCGAUGCUCUGGCAGGGGAGGCGGAGCCGGGGCCGUCCUCGACAGCUCCACGUCAUGAUGACGAGAGAGGGGGAGAGGCUGCGGCCCCUCCCCUUCUCAGGGAAUUCCCUGAGGGAGAUUUCCCUUUGGGGCAGUCGCGAGACGAAACCCUCAAACACGCCUUUGACCAAGUGAGAGUUAUCGAUGGUCAACGACUCCAGCCUGACAUCGCACUUUCAUAUCCCUAUUUUGCAAUUAUAAAUGAGCGGUUGUAUCGAGUGACACAGGACACUCGAACCAAAGAGGAUACAACCCAACUUUUGAUUCCAAUGAGCCGUCGGGAAAUGGUAUUCCAGACGGCUCAUUAUAAUCCUAUGGCAGGUCACCUAGGAGAAAGGAAAACACUGAACCGUCUAAUAGCCCGUUUCUAUUGGCCGGGCAUUGGCGGCGAUGUCCGCAGGUGGUGUGCGGCAUGCCGCGAAUGCCAGCUGGUUAACCCACCGGCCACCCCAAAAGCGCCAUUGCGCCCUCUCCCUUUGAUCGAGGUCCCCUUUGAGAGAAUUGGAAUGGACCUCGUCGGGCCAUUAGAACGGUCAGCACGCGGACAUCGCUUUGUAUUGGUCCUAGUGGACUAUGCAACGCGAUAUCUGGAAGCAGUGCCUCUUCGCAACAUCUCAGCACGCAGUGUUGCGGAGGCACUCUUCAAAAUAAUCUCCCGGGUGGGGAUUCCGAAAGAAAUCCUCACCGAUCAAGGCACAACGUUUAUGUCACGGACACUACGCGAACUGUAUGAAUUAUUAAAUAUUAAAUCGAUUCGCACCAGUGUAUACCAUCCUCAAACGGAUGGCCUGGUGGAACGAUUUAAUAAAACCCUCAAAAACAUGAUUUGUAAGUUCGUGCACGACGAUGCUAGAAAUUGGGAUAAAUGGCUCGACCCCCUGUUAUUUGCAGUACGAGAGGUCCCGCAAGCCUCCACUGGCUUCUCCCCAUUCGAGCUGCUGUAUGGGCGACGCCCACGCGGCGUGCUUGAUGUAUUGCGAGAAGCCUGGGAGGAAGGACCUUCGAACAGUAAAAAUGAAAUUCAGUACGUUCUUGAUCUUAGAGCAAAACUCCACACCUUGGGGCAACUAACACAGGAGAAUUUGCUCCAAGCUCAAGAACGACAGCGCCGACUGUAUGACAGGGGAACUCAGCUAAGGGAAUUUGCACCGGGAGAUAAAGUGCUUGUAUUGCUUCCCACAUCGAGCUCUAAAUUACUCGCCAAGUGGCAAGGACCCUUUGAGGUCACACGACGAGUGGGAGAUCUCGAUUAUGAGGUUAAACGAUCCGAUAGAGGGGACGCACGUCAAAUAUACCACCUCAAUCUCCUAAAAUUGUGGAGGGAGGUGGUCCCCGUGACGUUGGCUACGGUGGUUCCCGAGAAGGCGGAGCUCGGACCGGAGGUGAGCUCAAAACAUAAACAGUUCACCCCGGUCACUUGCGGAGACCACCUCUCACCGAGCCAACUCGCGGAGGUUGCCAGGUUGCAACAGGAGUUUGCAGAUGUGUUUUCCCCUCUACCGGGACGUACAAACCUCAUCCAUCACCACAUCGAGACCGAGCCGGGGGUGGUGGUACGUAGCCGCCCCUAUCGACUACCCGAACACAAAAAGAAAAUUGUUCGGGAGGAAUUGGAUGCGAUGCUUGAUAUGGGGGUAAUAGAAGAAUCCCACAGUGAUUGGUCCAGCCCAGUUGUUCUAGUGCCUAAGAGCGACGGGUCUGUGCGAUUCUGUGUGGAUUAUAGAAAAGUCAACGCGGUGUCUAAAUUUGAUGCAUAUCCAAUGCCUCGCGUUGAUGAGUUGCUCAAUCGGUUGGGCACUGCUCGUUUUUAUUCGACAUUGGAUUUGACGAAGGGUUAUUGGCAGAUCCCCUUGACACCAAUUUCCCGUGAGAAAACCGCCUUCUCCACACCGUUUGGAUUACACCAAUUUGUGACACUUCCGUUCGGUUUGUUUGGGGCCCCGGCUACGUUUCAGCGUCUCAUGGACCGAAUCCUCAGGCCGCAUUCAGCUUACGCCGCUGCCUAUUUAGAUGACAUCAUCAUUUAUAGCAAUGAUUGGCAGCGGCAUAUGCAACACCUGAGGGCGGUUCUGAGAUCGCUGCGCCGAGCGGGGCUCACAGCGAACCCGAAGAAGUGUGCGAUUGGGCGGGUGGAGGUACGGUAUCUGGGGUUCCACUUGGGCCACGGGCAGGCGCGUCCCCAAAUUGACAAGACAGCGGCGAUUGCGACCUGCCCGAGACCCAAGACCAAAAAGGGGGUGAGGCAGUUCCUGGGGCUGGCUGGCUACUAUAGGAGGUUUGUGCCUAACUAUUCGGACGUCACCAGCCCGCUGACUGAUCUCACUAAAAGGGAGCUCCAGAUCCGGUCCAGUGGACGGAGCAGUGUCAACAGGCGUUCACGCAAGUUAAAGCCGCACUUUGCGGGGGGCCGCUGUUACAUUCACCUGACUUCUCUCUCCCUUUUGUUUUACAGACAGAUGCUUCAGACAGGGGGCUGGGGGCCGUGCUCUCGCAGGUGGUGGGGGGGGGGGAGCGCCCGGUGCUGUACAUUAGCCGUAAGCUCUCGUUAAGGGAAACUAAGUACAGCACCGUGGAGAAGGAGUGUCUCGCCAUCAAGUGACCGGUCCUCACUCUCCGAUACUACCUGUUGGGGCGGGCCUUCACCCUCUGCUCGGAUCACGCCCCACUCCAGUGGCUCCACCGCAUGAAAGAUACUAACGCCCGGAUCACCCGUUGGUAUCUGGCUCUUCAGCCGUUUAAGUUCAAGGUGGUCCACAGACCGGGGGCGCAGAUGGCUGUCGCCGACUUCCUUUCCAGGAAUUGGGGGGGAGUGGUAGGCAGGCCGGAUGUCGCCCCGGCCUGAGUCGGGCGGUGGGGAUAUGUGGCAGCGGGGGCGUGGUCAAGCAUCUCUCCGGAGAGAGAAAGCGGUAAGGGCGCUUACUCCUGAGCUAAAUUAUGUCUAACACCUGUCUCUAAUUUCAGUGAGCACGGGGAGAGCGGCAUAAAGAGAGCGACACAAUGCUCAGAGGACAGACUGGAUAUGACAGAGCUGAGCCAGGGUGACCAUUCCUGAAUAGUAGAAGUUGUUUGUAGAAGCAGUGUGUGUGUGUUAGUGUGGUUAGAGUGUACGGAAGUAACUAUAAAGUGUUGUCGAGGAAAAGGGGAAAUAAAAGCGUCACCUGGAAAAGGAAAAACUGCUUCUCGCGUCCUCUUUUACAAUUACUUCAUUGUGGCAUUGACCAUAUCUGAAUUUCCGUGUACUUUUUAUUGGAAUAAACGUAUCUGUCAUAGAGCAGAAUAGUGUGGCAUGUUGUCACGCUACAUGGGGUAAGUUGUCACAGUGGGAACCUGUACAUGUCAUUGAACAGUCUAUUAUAGGCUUUUCAGAAACAUUUUGUAAAUAAAAAACAAAUAUAUAAAAAAUGAAUGUAUGCAAGUGUGGGUUUGUUGUGUCCACAUUUUUUAACUAUGUGUUUGAAACCAAUAUUCAAAAUUAAUUGCUAGAUAAAACAUACAUUUGUGUAAUUGGACUUUUGUCUCAACUUAUAUUGUAGUUACUGAGCUAUAGCCCCUAUGACAACUUCCCUGUGUGACAACUAGCCAGGGAUCCCCUAAAUAUGAAAUGUAAAUGCAAAUGCAUUUUACCAUGUAACAUUGACAAGUUGCUAAUUUACAGCCAUUGUCCAAUGAUCGAAAAGAAACAAAACAGGAAGUAAACACUGACGAUCCAAUAUUAGGCCUACUUCUAUUGUGGGUGGCAUUUUUCUGGCUGGUUUGAUGGCAUGGGUCGUGUCUUUCCAUUUCACAAUUGUCAAAUUCAAUUGCUCCACACCAUCAGAUUCUCUUGAAAAGUAAGGGAAUGUUUCAUGAACUUGACAGCAUCAUUUUCUGUGACCGAUUUACACACAGCAGCUACAGGAAGGCCAUUCAAGUACAAAAAUGAAACUGCAACCGAAACAUUGGAAAUAUUGCAACAAAAGUGACAUGAACAAGUCAAUGAUGUGUAUUUCUUUUAUUUACUAUUUAAAAUAGUAAUACAAUGAACUGCAUAGAGAAUGAGAAAAAGUACAGAGUAACAGUAAGAAAGUAUAGAAAGUAAAAGUAGUGGAGAAGCUGUAUAAAUGAAACCCCCAUUUAAUAUAACAUCUAAAAUAAAGAGCACCAUGUUCUCGUGUAUCCAUAUCAGUUACGUUUAUGGAAAAUUCUUCUUCCUCCCUUGAAUAAUGGACACUUUCAGGAAUGGUGGCUAUAAACAGAUACACUGCUUGGCCAAAAAAAUGUCGGAUACUCUAAUAUUUUGUUGGACCGCCUUUAGCUUUGAUUACGGCACGCAUUCUUCGUGGCAUUAUUUCCACAACCUUAUGCAACAUUACAACAUUUAUUUGCAUGCUGAGUUGCAUUAAUUUUUUCACACAUUCCAAAGAAUUUCAAUGGGGUUAAGGUCAGGACUCUGUGGUGGCCAAUUCAUGUGUGAAAAUGAUUCCUCAUUCUCCCUGAACCACUCUUUCACAAUUUGAGCCCGAUGAAUCUUGGCAUUGCGUCCUGGAAUAUGCCUGUGCCGUCAGGGAAGAAAAAAACCACUGAUGGGAAAACCUGGUCAUUCAGUACAUUCAAGUAGUCAGCUGACUUCAUUUUAUUGCUGCUUAAUGUUGCUGAGCCUAGACCUGACCGACUGAAGCAAUCCCAGCUCAUAACACUGCCUCCAGAGGCUUGAACAGUGGGCACUAUGCAUGACGAGGGCAUUGCAUCAUGCGUUUCCCUUCUUACCCUGAUGUGCCCAUCGCUUUUAAAUAGGGUAAAUCUGGAGUCAUCAGACCACAUGACCUUUUUCCAUUGUUCCACAGUCCAAUCUUAAUGCUCCCUAGCAAAUUAAAGUAGAUUUUUUCAAUAAGCCUCACUAACAAGUUUUCUUGUGGCCUCAGAGCUGUUUAGUCCCAAUUCUGUAAAUCCUUGUCAUAUUGUGCGUGUGGAAAUGCUCAUACUUUUACUGUUACAGUUUUUCUCAUUUGCUAAGACACGCUUAAUGAAACUGGGAUCCACUUGAUCUUCAUCUUCACCUUCUUAGCACAGCAGAAGUUUUCCCUUGCAAAUGUCUUAACACUUUUUCAUUUGUUUCACACAUUUUUCACACCUUUUGUCAAAACAGUUACCAAAGAUCUCAUUGAAAGACCCCAAACUCUAUUGGAUUGAACAAAAGGAAAACAUCUAUUCACAGCUGAUAGAAAGUACUUGCAUAAUUAUGAAUCUCUAAUGCACCUGUGUGAAACUCAUUUGCACAACUCUUCAAUCAGCAAUCAGUCCUCAUCCAUCUAUAAAAGAUGCCACCUCUGUGUUGCUAUUUGCAAGCAUGGAUCAAAGAGGCCAAAGGCAUGGAAGGAGAGUAAGAUGCCAUGGCAGAGGGGCCCGAGGAAGAGGAGUUUGCAUGCGUGGUGGAGGAGCCGCAGCAAGAGGAGAAAAUAGAGCUUAUGUUUCAAAUGAAAUUCGGGCAACAAUUAUUGACCAUGUCAUCAAUCAUGGCUUGUCAUUUAGAGAGGCUGGACAAAGGGUCCAGCCCAUUCUGAGUUGGAGCACUAUGGCAUCUAUUGUCAGGCUUUUUUGGAAUGAGAACUGGUAAGUCACAAUGUUACUGUAUACCAUAGUGUAUUUCAGCUUUACUGUAUUGCCCUGUUGGCAAAACAAACUGUGUCUACAGUAAUGCAGAUGUUUCAUCAAUCCCAUUUAUGUGACCGUCAUAAUGUCAAUUUUGACAUGCUUUUUGCUUUUACUUUGUAGAAUCCACACACUACCAUACACUGGUGGCAGAGGAAAGAUCUUUAGUGUUGAACAGGAGGCUGCCAUUGUAGAUAUGGUCAUGGCAAACAAUGUGAUCAGACUGUGUGAAAUCCAGGCAGCAGUAAUUGGAGAUCAGGAGCAUUUAGAAAUAUCAACAGUGUGAGUUUGGCAACUAUUGAUAGAGUCCUUAAACGAAACUAUGUCAGAAUGAAGCAGCUGUACAGAGUUCCAUUCCAAAGAAACUCUGACAUCAUGAAGGAGGCAAGAUUCCAGUAUGUGCAGAGAAUAAUGGAGAUUGAAACUGAAGGGGCACAUCACAAAUUCAUUUGUGGAUGAAGCUGGCUUCAACCUCUGUAAAGUGAGGAAUAGCAGGAGGAAUAUCAUUGGGCAGAGGGCCACUGUUACAGUGCCAGGUCAGAGGGGCGCCAAUAUCAGCAUGUGUGCUGCCAUCUCCAAUGAUAGUGUCCUUUGCCACAUACCAACUAUCAGCCCAUACAAUACAGAACGCCUCUUCACAUUUCCUGAUGCACUGAAUAAAAGACUGAUUCCACCCAAAGAGAGAGGGCUGUUGAGGCCUGGCAUGACUGUGUAUGUCAUCAUUUGGGACAAUGUUGCCUUCCACCACUCUCGCCUUGUGAAUGAAUGGUUUGCAGCACAGCCCCGUAUGAUGAUACAAUUCCUCCCUGCAUACUCUCCUUUUCUGAACCCAAUUGAGGAGUUCUUCUCUGCUUGGAGAUGGAAGGUGUAUGAUCACCGGCCAUAUGAGCAGAUGUCCCUCCUGGAGGCAAUGAAUGCUGGUUGCCUGGCAAUAGGUGCAGAGGAUUGCUAGGGAUGGAUACGCCAUGCAAGGAGGUAUUUCCCUCGGUGCAUUGCAAGGGAAAACAUCCAAUGCAAUGUUGAUGAGAACCUGUGGCCUAAACGUCAGGAACGAAUGGACUAAAUGUGAAGUUCUGAGUAUUUCAACUCUUUAUUUUGUUUUUUAGAUAUUUCCACCCAUAAGUUUCCUUUGGUUGCUUUUUUACGGUAUUCAGCAUUUCUGAAUUUGAAAAGUAUCAUAUAUUUCAUAUUGAUAGCUGUAUUUUGUAUUUUGUUGUCCAUUUUGUAAUGAUUGAUUGAAAGAAUAUAUUAAUUUGACCACAAGUUGUGGUGUUUGAUGGAAAUAGUUGCUUUUGUGAGUGUUAGAGCAUUUUGCAAACAAAAUAUUCAUUUUAGCCAGUGAGCUUCAGUUUUAGCCUGUGUGUUAACUGUUUCGAAAAUGUGAUGUCAGAGUGGUAAAUGUGUUUAAGCAAUCGAGGAAAAACUGUAAACAUAGCCGUGAGUUAGACUGUCGAUUUUUUUUAUGAUGUGACUU